GCUGGGCGCAGAGCCGGGCAUCGGGGCGGAGGAGACCCGAGGGGACCCAGGCAGGUGUCUGCGCCACGCGCCGCGCUAUCGCUCCAUGCCCCAAGGCGAGGAAGUGCUGGACCUGCCGGUGUGGCACCGCGUCCGGGGCCUGGCCUGGGAGCCGCGCCACAGAAGUGCAAUGGCACCUCUUGAUGCUGAGGUGAAAGAAGAAUGUCUGAGGGAAGACCUGAAGUUUUACUUCAUGAGCCCCUGUGAAAAAUACCGAGCCAGACACCAGAUUCCGUGGAAACUGGGCUUGCAGAUCUUGAAGAUAGUCAUGGUCACCACACAGCUUGUUGGAUUUGGCUUAGGUAACCAGUUGGUGGUUGCUUUCAAAGACGAUAACACCGCUGCUUUCAAGCACUUGUUUCUGAAAGGAUAUCGUGGUGUAGAUGAAGAUGGUUACAGCUGUAGUGUAUACACUCAGGAGGACACCUAUGAAAGCAUCUUUUUCACUAUAAAUCAGUAUCAUCAUCUAAAGAACAUUUCCCUGGCGACCCUUGACUAUAGAGAAGAUGAAGAUGAUAGAAUAGGCUUGAAAGUCUGUAAGCAGCAUUACAAGAGAGGGACCAUGUUCUCCUUUAACGAGACCCUGAAUAUUGACAGUGACAUCGAAACAGAGUGUAUUCACCUAGACCUCCAGGCGCUCUCCAGGAACCCUGAGGACUGGGCACAGCACUCCUUCUUCAGGCUAGAAUUUUAUCGGCUCCUACAAAUCGAAAUCUCCUUUUCCCUCAAAGGCAUUGACCUGCAGGCGAUUCAUUCCCGUGAGUUACCUGACUGUUACGUCUUUCGGAAUACGGUUACCUUUGACAACAAAGCUCACAGUGGAAAAAUCAAAAUCUAUUUUAACAGUGAUGCGGACAUUGAAGAGUGUAAAGCUAUGAACAUAUCUGGGUCUAUUCAGAAAAGCACUCAGUACGUCCUGGUGUUUGAUGCUUUUGUCAUUGUGAUUUGCCUGGCAUCCCUUAUCCUGUGCUCGAGAUCUGUUGUUCUUGCUCUAAGGCUGAGAAAGAGAUUUCUAAACGUCUUCUUGGAGAAGUACAAGCGACAUGUGUGUGAUGCUGACCAGUGGGAGUUUAUCAACGGAUGGUACGUCCUUGUGAUUAUCAGUGACCUCAUGACAAUAAUUGGCUCCAUAUUAAAAAUGGAAAUCAAAGCCAAGAACCUCACAAAUUACGAUCUGUGCAGCAUUUUGCUCGGGACAUCUACGCUCUUUGUCUGGGUUGGAGUCAUCAGAUACUUGGGUUAUUUUCAAACAUACAAUGUGCUCAUUUUAACGAUGCAGGCCUCGCUGCCCAAGGUUCUCCGGUUCUGUGCGUGCGCUGGCAUGAUCUAUCUGGGUUACACCUUCUGCGGCUGGAUUGUCUUAGGACCCUAUCACGAGAAGUUUGAAAAUCUGAACAUAGUAUCCGAGUGCCUGUUUUCUCUGGUCAACGGUGAUGACAUGUUUGCAACCUUUGCUCAGAUCCAGCAGAAGAGCGUCUUGGUGUGGCUGUUUAGUCGCCUCUACCUCUAUUCCUUCAUCAGCCUCUUCAUAUACAUGGUCCUCAGCCUUUUUAUUGCUCUUAUCACAGAUUCUUAUGACACCAUUAAAAAAUACCAGCAGAAUGGGUUUCCUGAAACGGACCUGCAGAAAUUCCUGAAGGAAUGCAGUAGUCAAGAUGGACACCAGAAAGAGCCGUCAGCUUUGCUAUCCUGUGCCUGCUGUCUGAGGAGGAAAGGAAGUGAUGACCACUUGAUACUCAUUAACUGAAGCUUUUCUGCUAAGGACAAUUAAGUUCAGACUCUUUAUCCAGUGGUGAUGCAAAGACUCCAGAGAGAUCAGCAGGUCCCAAAGGACUGUCUUAUUGAAUUGUAGGUCCAGAAAGAGGAGUGACUGUCAGCUGGCUGACUUGGAAGUUCCAAAGUUACUUUUUAUAAACUUGGAGGAUGGAGAAUGCACCACAACUCACUGCUGGGAAUUAGUGUAAUGGAGCUGUGAACAAAAUUCCCCACUGGUCUGCUGAUUUGUGGCAUCAUACUGUUGCGAUGCAAAAAUAUAAAAAUAAAACUUUAGCAUGUACAAGCAAUAUUUAAAGCUAAGUGAAGAGGUGUGCUUAUUGUCAGAUCAGGCUCAUUUUAAAAUGUGAUCCCUGGGUUUGAAGACAUUUGUUGAUUCAUUCUCAGUACAGAAAUAUAUUUGAUUUCAGUACUAAAUUACGACUUAAAGUUGGAUAACUGUUGAGCCAUGCAAAGCUCACACUCAAAUAUUAAUGAGAGACAUCUGGAAGAAUUCAUUUCUUGGCUGAUUGUACUGCAAGCUCUCCUCAGCUCGAGUGUUGCGUAGUCUGUAUGACCAGCUGGGAGCAGAACAUCUGGACGUCUCUCCAGCUGUCCUAACCCUGGACUCUCCACACAUGAAGAGUGGCACUAAAGUAACCAUGGCCGCGUGAUCUCCUCUGUGGUGGGGGUUUAUCUUUGUGAAGCAAGGAAACAUGGGGCAUUUUCCUCAAAUAAAUUUUUCAUCAUUCCAUA
Nannospalax galili (Upper Galilee mountains blind mole rat) is the source of this 2547-nucleotide messenger RNA. RefSeq names its product mucolipin 2 (gene Mcoln2). Gene Ontology annotation, cellular component: lysosomal membrane; plasma membrane. The transcript is spliced from 14 exons. Bases 86 to 1786 code for a protein of 566 amino acids. NCBI's taxonomy places the organism in Eukaryota, Metazoa, Chordata, Mammalia, Rodentia, Spalacidae. Gene Ontology annotation, molecular function: NAADP-sensitive calcium-release channel activity. The record is from RefSeq and is a predicted model, not a curated record.